Messenger RNA from Penicillium salamii, 1794 nucleotides. Lineage: Eukaryota; Fungi; Ascomycota; Eurotiomycetes; Eurotiales; Aspergillaceae. The record is from the annotation of a GenBank genome assembly.
AUGUCUUCGUUGACAGAGAUGCAUUACCCAACCGGCGCAUCCGCGCCGGACUCAUGUUCGCCGCCUGACUCGACGCCUUCCCCAUCGACUUCGAGUGCCACGGCCCACUCCUCCGCGCGCCGCCCUCCACGCAAGAGCACCCUGACCCAGCAGCAAAAGAACAACAAACGUCAACGGGCUACUCAGGAUCAACUUGUCCUCCUGGAGGUCGAAUUCAACAAAAACCCGACUCCCACCGCUGCGACCAGAGAGCGUAUUGCUUCGGACAUUAACAUGACUGAGCGCUCGGUCCAGAUUUGGUUCCAGAAUCGACGUGCCAAAAUCAAGAUGCUGGCCAAGAAAAGCAUCGAAACCGGCGAAGGAUGCGAUUCCAUUCCAGAAUCUAUGCGCCACUAUCUUGCGAUGCAGUUCGACCCCAAUAAGCCUGGGGCGAGAGAUCCCUUUGGCCGUGCUGGUGCAUACGGCCCCCCUAGCAUGUAUGCAAGUGAAACUAACCCGUCCGGGAAAGUUGUGAUCUCUCACUUCACUUGUCGCUCCCUGACUGUGGGUAGCUGGAGACGCAUUGGACAAAAUGCCAUGGAUCUGGUUGUGUUUUAUUCGCCAGACAAGGCCUGCAUGACUUAUUACAUCAACAAUGACGCUGCUGGCUAUAAGAUCGAAUACCCGUUUGCCUACAUCAAAAACAUCACUUUGGAAACCGGGGAUCCCAACCCUGGCCCAAACGGCGCACCACCCCGACCUGGUGGCCUUGUCGUUGAGCUGAACCGCCCACCGCACUUCUACAUGGAUUCCUCGAACUCUGGAGGUUUCUACCAGUGUGGUGAUUUCACCGAAGAACAGCAAGCAAGCCAGAUCAUGGUUCAUCAUCUGGGAGGCCAUCCCAAGGUCUUGAGCGUUCAGCUUGCUAAGCUUGUGUCCUUGGAAUCCUUCCAAAAUCGCCUGGCUUAUAACAACAACAGCAGUAACAGCUUUGCUGUGCCACCCGCAAUGUCUCCGCCGUUCAUCCAGCGACCCGCAUCGCAGCCCAACCAGUUCGCUGCAUCCCCUUACUUGAACUUGUACCAGGACAGCAACCACUUGGGUUUCAAUAUGCCAGCAGCCCGCGGUCACAAGCGUCAACGAAGCCGCUCUGUGCCUGUCGCAGUUGAUAUUUCGACUCUCCAAGGUCCCAUGUCCUCUUUCCAUGUGCCACCGCCACCUCCUCCUCCCUUCAACCACACCGAGGCAGGAAUCUACGCCCCCGUGCCACAGUCCGUUCAUCAGCUCCCCACCGACCUCCGAAUUGAUACGCAGGGAUACGGACUCGAUUUCCGAACAAACCCCAUGUCAGCUACGACAACCGGAUCCCCAUCAGACUUUGCUAGCCCGAUGUUCAGCAACGCAGGACAAGGCGACUCUACCCCCGUCGCCAACAUGCCACCACAGUUCAACUUCGUCUCUGGUGGAUCAACAGAGCCCUCAACCAUGGGCUCACACGCUCCAUCCCCCUAUUCUAGCGUCAGUCCUGCUGAUCCAUUGAUCGCGAACCACUCCCCACCCCUGUCCAACAUGCCGCACGGCUCAUCUGACAUGUACGGCUUCUCGCACGAUCAGCAUUCUGGUUUCGACGACAGUCUUUCAAUGGACAUGUACUCGAAGCAUCAAGUCAGCUUCGUCUCUCACGAAACCCCUACCUUUGAACUACCCAUGCAUGGCCUAUCCCACCCCUCUCCGGGAAUGGGUGACUACAAAGAUUACACUCAUGACAUUACCAACCUGGACGAAAUCAACUCGCAGGGUUUGCCUACUUCAUGA